Nothobranchius furzeri (turquoise killifish) is the source of this 4997-nucleotide messenger RNA. It is a transcript of the gene dars1, whose product is annotated as aspartyl-tRNA synthetase 1. Gene Ontology annotation, cellular component: cytoplasm; aminoacyl-tRNA synthetase multienzyme complex; cytosol. Gene Ontology annotation, biological process: aspartyl-tRNA aminoacylation. Lineage: Eukaryota; Metazoa; Chordata; Actinopteri; Cyprinodontiformes; Nothobranchiidae. Gene Ontology annotation, molecular function: RNA binding; aspartate-tRNA ligase activity; ATP binding. The record is from RefSeq and is a predicted model, not a curated record.
GGAGGGUGAAGACAGUCAGUUACCCAAUGAGGAUUUUCCUUCAGCACGAUUACAGAUAUUUAUGAGUUUUACUCGUUUCAUGCUGGUAUUCGUUAAAAAUGCUUUAUCCGUACCGGCACGGCUCAUCCCUAGUAGGCACAGUAUAUGAUAAAAUAUUACAGUUGGCACUAUUGAGAUGUCCUUUAUCUUAAGUACGAGUUGUUUUCGUCAGCCUGAAUUUAAAAAUCUUUCAUUUUAGUGAAACUCCGCCCACUCUGACAAAAUAUGCCUACAACAGCAUCUUAAGCCUGACACACGAGAGCAAACUGCUGAGCUAACAGUCCUUCGAGGUCGUUUGUUCAGCAGAUACCUCGCUGUCCACGCCUAAUUUUCACUGAGUUUUCUGCCUCACAAGACGCUGAGGUGCAAAAUCGAACCGGUUUGAUAUUUGUUGCCUCACGAGGGCAGAAACUACGUGAGCUGAAAUAUUCUAGAGGCCAAUCAAAGCGCUUUCUCCGCUCACGUGAUUUCAAGCUUACAUUAGCGUGUUAGCUUCUGGGAGCUACAUCUUUAAUAUGAAGAUAGUUUCUCUAGAUGCCAGACCUUCAUAAAAACACAACAUCUUUAAAACAAUGUACAAGAAAACCUGACUGUGAAGGUAGAAGCAACAAAACAAGGUUUUGGUGACCUGUGCCAACGCUGAAGUAGGUUUUAGCACCAAACGUGUGUUUUGUACAAGUACUCCAUUUGCUCUCUGCUCAUUUAGCUGAGUAAGAGGUGUGACCCGCCCUCCCAUUGCAGUAUUACUGAACUGAACAUACAUUUUGGACCCUUUCCUCUUUUAUACGUGCUCUGCCCCAUCUGCAGCUACCCAGUGCGGCAUUCACUGAUCAAAGCAGUGCUGUAAGUCCUUUUUCAUUAGUUGUCUCUGAAGCUCUGUCGUUUUCCUCUUCACGCCUAGGGCUGAGUUGAACCGGGUUCCCUAGAGUGCAGAUGUGAUUGUAGGCAAAAACGUUGAAUGGUGUAACAUUAAAUGAGUGGGGAAGACUCAGUAAUCAAGUAUUCAAAACACACUUUUUCAUCAGAAGUGUGUUUUUCUCACCUGUUUCUUCACAUCUCCUCUUACAGAAACUCAUAUUUGAUUUUGUAGCUUUAUUUCUUCAGCUAAAAUAAUCACCUCACCAUCUUAUAAGAAGUCACGCUGCAUUUGAUGUACCUUAACAACCAGAAAUUCAAUCUAUCUGUUUAUUUUAUUUUGGACCCUACAAUUUAAGCUCCAUUUGUUGUUGAACAAAAGUAGGUUGGGGUGUCCCGUCUUCGACCUGCUUGCCUAUGUAGAUUAGUAAUGUUGUAAUGGCCGCGGACAAACGGUUCACUCUAGAAACACUGGUUUAACACGCCAUAAGCUUAUAUCGUAAUCUGCACGUCCCAUCCCACUUCAGCGUCUGGAACAUAUAAAUACUGGCCGCAGUAUUGCCGACUGCAGAACGUACCACUCACGUUCCAGCAUGUACCGGGAUUGUCCAGGCUAUGAGUCAGUGCCAGAUGCAUCUAAAUGAUAAAUGACCCGCACUUGUAUAGCGCCUCUCAGAGUAAGGACUCCAAAGCGCUUUACACUACAGUGUAUCAUUCAUCCAUUCACACACACUGAUGGUGAUGAGCUACGAUGUAGCCACAGCUGCCCUGGGGCGCACUGACAGAGGCGAGGCUGCCGAGCACAGGCGCCACCGGUUAAGUGUCUUGCCCAAGGACACAACAGCAGAAUUCUCUGUCUGGAGCCGGGAUCGAACCUGCAACCUUCCGAUUACUGGACAACCCGCUCAACCUGUUGAGCUUCUGCUGCUCCAAGCUAAAGCUUGUGGUCCUUCACCCGUCUGCAGUGUCCUCACUCCCUCUCAUUCAGCAGGACUCCUGGGUUAUUAUCUUAUGUUUCAUAUGCCUUAUAGAGGCCCAAACUGCAGUUUCCAGUUGUAAACAAAAACAUUACUGGAGACCUUUAAGUAAAGAAUGAGCCAACUUUGCUUUACCAGUGCUUUUUCCUCCAAAUCUAGAUGCUUAAAAUGUGCUUCUUUUUCUCAGUAGUGUUGUAAACAGGCAGCAAGUCUUGGUGUUAGUGUUGAAGAAGCGUUGAACAAACAAACAGAGGAACUGUCUCACGGUGAAGCCCCGAGUUUAUGGAGCCGUAAAGCAACUUCCACAGAGCAAUGCUUAAAAACCAAGGUCAUUCUAACAGUGGACUCGCCAAGGGAUUAUGGUACAUAGCCUGUAUUUGAUAUAGCGCCUUCUAGAGUUCUGGAACCCCCCAAGGCGCUUUACAACACAAUCAGUCAUUCACCCAUUCACACGCUGGUGGGGAUGAGUGGCUACAGAAGCCCUGGGGCACACUGAGAGGCCAGGCUGCCGAGCACAGGCGCCACCGUUCCUCCAAACACCACCAGCAGGCAAGGCGGGUUAUGUGUCUUGCCCAAGGACACAGCGACAAACUGAGCGGGUCUCGAACCUGCAACCUUCCGAUUACAGGGCGAACACUUAACUCCUGUGGCACCGUCACCCCGCCGUCAUAAUGCUCGAAGACGGCUCUGUCCACGACUAAACCGCUGAUGAGGGAAAUGUAAAUAUUUUAGGACAAUUAAGUUCUCAUGAAUCUUUAAAGUUAUUUGAGCUGUUGGCUGAUAUCAGUCUCAGCUGGCGUGUUGUGAACUAGAAGAAGGUUCUCGUCGUGUGUUGAUGAUCGUAAUUAACCCGCGAGGAGAACCACACAGAAGAGAGGUAAAGCAGAGUCCGGUGUCCCAACACAACCUGUAAAAUAAUCCGGUUUGGGCCAGAACUUGGCGCAGACCUUUUAUUAAGACUUCAGGAAAAUCCAAGUCAACCCAUGAAAAAUGGAAAAGCGUGUCUCCUUCAAGAGGAGUCGUGCGGUCCUGACACCGCGCGCGGCGCUUUGACAGCUCGGGUGGCUUUGAGGUGAAAGCAGCGCGGAACCGUCUUCCAGCUGAAGGAAUCCCGUCGGUGGCGUUUUAUGGAAGGAGCAGCUGCAGUCACUGUUGGAUCCCCCGGCUGCUGCCUCUUACAUCAGUGUGGCGCAGACAGCGUUGCCUCGGGGAAGACCUGAGAGCUGAGCUGAAUGUUACUGAGGCUUCGGAGCAACAAGGUGCAGAUGAAGAUGACUUUGCCAAGGAGCGGUACGGUGUGUCAGCUAUGGUCCAGUCGCAGCAAAAACUGGACAGGGUGUUGGUCCGGGUCCAGGACCUUUCUCCUGAGAAAGCUGACCAGCUGAUCUGGUUGCGCGCUCGGAUCCACACCAGCCGAGCCAAAGGGAAGCAAUGCUUCUUGGUGUUGCGUCAGCAGCAGUUCAACGUGCAAGCGCUGGUCGCCGUGGGGGACCGUGCCAGCAAGCAGAUGGUCAAGUUUGCUGCAAACAUCACCAAGGAGAGCAUCGUGGACGUGGAGGCGGUGGUGAGGAAAGUGGAGCAGAAGAUCGAGAGCUGCUCUCAGCAGGACGUGGAGCUCCACAUCGAAAGGAUUUUUGUCAUCAGCCAGGCGGAGGCGCGCCUGCCCCUGCAGCUGGAGGAUGCCGUCAGGCCUGAUGGAGAGGGGGAGGAGGAAGGACGAGCCACCGUGAACCAGGACACCAGGCUGGACAACAGGGUGAUCGAUCUCAGGACCACCACCAGCCAGGCCAUCUUCCGCCUGCAGUCGGGAGUCUGCCAGCUCUUCAGAGACACCCUCACCAAGAAGGGCUUCGUAGAGAUUCAGACCCCUAAAAUAAUAUCAGCUGCCAGUGAAGGAGGUGCAAACGUCUUCACCGUGUCUUACUUUAAAACCAGCGCCUACCUGGCCCAGUCCCCCCAGCUCUACAAGCAGAUGUGCAUCUGUGCUGACUUUGACAAGGUCUUCUGCGUGGGUCCAGUUUUCAGGGCCGAGGACUCAAACACCCACCGUCACCUGACCGAGUUCGUGGGUCUGGAUAUCGAAAUGACCUUCAACUACCAUUACCACGAAGUGAUCGAGUCCAUCACUGACACCAUGGUGCAGAUAUUCAAGGGCCUGAGAGACAACUUCCAGACGGAGAUCCAGACGGUGAGCAAGCAGUUCCCCAGCGAGCCGUUCAAAUUCCUGGAGCCCACUCUCCGGCUGGAGUACACGGAGGGCGUGGCCAUGCUGCGUGAGGCCGGGGUGGAGAUGGGCGACGAAGAUGACCUCAGUACGCCCAAUGAGAAGCUCCUGGGUCGUCUGGUGAAGGAAAAGUACGACACUGACUUCUACGUGCUGGACAAGUACCCUCUGGCUGUUCGACCGUUUUACACGAUGCCCGAUCCAAACAACCCCAAAUACUCCAAUUCCUACGACAUGUUCAUGAGGGGUGAGGAGAUCCUGUCCGGAGCUCAGAGAGUUCACGACCCCGAGCUGCUCACUCAGAGGGCUGUGCAUCAUCAGAUCGAUCUGGAGAAGAUCAAGUCGUACAUCGACUCCUUCCGUUUUGGAGCUCCACCUCAUGGCGGCGGAGGCAUUGGUCUAGAGAGAGUCUGCAUGCUGUACCUCGGCCUUCACAACGUGCGCCAGACCUCCAUGUUCCCACGCGACCCCAAGCGCCUUACUCCUUGAGUCCAACCCAGAGUGGACGAGCACGGCCCCCACUGGACUAACGAAGAUGCUGCUGAUGGAAACGACUAAUCCGGUCCAGGAAGGGAAAGCCUGUAGGAGAUGGGACCACCCUCUGUCUCUAACACACCACCAGAUGCUGCUGUAGCGGUGAGGGGAGCUUUAUGGGUUUGUGGGAAUAGUUUUCUAACAGAUUUAAUACAGGAGGAGGGGCGGACAUUGAUUGUUACACACAUUUAAUUCACCUUCUAAUCCCAAACUGUUCAUUUGAGGUUUAAAAAUGAGAUUAAAACAGUUUAAACACAGAUCAGAGUCCUUCCUACUACCAACACAAACCUUAGAGUAACAACAGUGGGCCUGUAACCUGUGUUUUGUUAGACAUUAAUAAGAAUUUAAUAAAGAUAAUAAAAACUUAA